AUGGAAAAUGUUAUUGAAAAUGGGAACAGUGAUGGAAGGCUCAACAAGUAUGCCUUUGCCUCAGUCAUGGCUGCUUCUAUCAUCUCCGCUGUAUUUGGUUAUGGUGAACCAAUUAAUAAUGAAGAUCAUUCUGUAGUCAUUGCAAUGAUGUCUGGAGCACUAGUAUUCAUAAAGGAAGAUCUUCAAAUCAAUGACUUGCAAGUGCAGCUGCUAGCAGGGAUGUUACAUGUAUGCGCAUUACCUGGAUGCAUGGCUGCUGGAAGAACGUCUGAUUACAAAGGUCGUCGCUACACCAUCAUUCUAUCAUCCAUCAUCUUCACAUUGGGCUCAAUUCUAAUGGCCUAUGGUCCAUCCUAUCUCAUUCUCAUGAUUGGAAACUGCAUUGUUGGAGUUGCUGUUGGUUUUGCACUCAUUAUUGCACCAGUUUAUAGCGCAGAGAUUUCACCUCCUUCCUACAGAGGAUUUCUCACCUCUCUCCCUGAACUUUCCAUCAACAUAGGACUCUUGCUUGGCUAUGUCUCAAACUACUGCUUUGAAAAAUUGCCCCUCAAACUUGGCUGGAGAAUGAUGGUGGUUGGUCCUGCUCUUCCUUCACUUUGCCUAAUCAUUCUCAUGUUGAAGUUGGUAGAGUCUCCAAGGUGGUUAGUCAUGCAAGGACGUGUAGGUGAGGCCAGGAAAGUGCUUUUACUAGUCUCUAAUACAAAGGAAGAGGCUGAACAACGCUUGAAGGAAAUAAAAGGUGUUGUUGGAAUUGAUGAAAACUGCACCCUAGACACUGUUCAGGUUCCAAAGAAAACUCGCAGUGGUGCAGGAGCUCUGAAGGAACUGUUUUAUAAACCUUCACCACCUGUCCGUAGGAUACUGAUUGCAGCAAUUGGAGUUCAUGCAUUCCUUCAGAUAGGAGGAAUUGGAGCUAUUUUGUUAUAUAGUCCUAGAAUCUUUGAGAGAACAGGAAUUACUAGCAAGAGCAAGCUCAUGCUAGCCACAGUUGGUCUUGGAGUCAGCAAAGUUAUAUUUGCAUUCAUAUCAAUUUUCUUAUUAGAUAAAGUUGGGAGGAGAGUUCUCUUAGUGGUUAGUGCAGGAGGUAUGGUUGUGUCCUUAUUAGGAUUAGGUAUUUGCUUGACCAUAGUUGAGUACUCCAGUGAAAAUGCAGUGUGGGCAAUAAGCUUUACCAUUAUGGUUGCGUACAUCCUUGUGGCUUUUCAGACAAUUGGAAUUGGCCCAGUGACAUGGGUUUAUAGUGCAGAGAUUUUGCCCUUGAGGUUUAGGGCACAAGGCCUUGGUGUCUGUGUGGCUGUGAACAGAAUCACAAAUGUGAUAGUGGUUACAAGCUUCAUUUCAAUAUAUAAAGGGAUAACAAUGGGUGGAAGCUUCUUUUUGUUUGCUGCUAUCAAUGGUUUGGGUUUGUGGUUCUACUGUACUUUGCCUGAAACUAAAGGAAGAUCAUUAGAGGAUAUGGAGACUAUCUUUGGAAAAAAAUCACAGUUGGACCACAAAUAA
Sphenostylis stenocarpa is the source of this 1500-nucleotide messenger RNA. The record is from the annotation of a GenBank genome assembly. Lineage: Eukaryota; Viridiplantae; Streptophyta; Magnoliopsida; Fabales; Fabaceae.